AUGGAGCAAUGCCGGUGUCACGACACAGAAGGAUGUAAUUCAUGCCAGAUCUCAGAUCAUCCUCCCCGAGCCACACCCAGUCGAGAGUUUUCCACGCAAUAUAUAUCAACCCUGCCAUCCUCCCUCUUUGGCCGUCUCAUUGAUCUCCGUCAAAUCCACCACCGCAUUAACACCAUGUCGACCACCCCAGACCAGAAACACGCUGCCCCCCAAGACGAGGCCAAACCCCUCCCUACCUCGACGACCACCUCAGAAUGGGAAACAUCCCUCAUCCAAUGCUUCCCCUGCGGCCUCUUCUGGAAAGCAAUCGCCUGCCCAUGCAUUUUCUACGACCAAACAGCCCAGCGCCUCCGAGACCUUAACCUCCCUGCCGAAGAAAACAACGCCGAUUGCAAGGACUUUGCUGUGAAUAAAAUCAAAAAGAAGUACAGCAUCCCUGGCAGCGAGACAAAAGACUGUUUGGUGUCUUGCUUUUGCUGUUCGUGCGCUGUGAUGCAGCAGAAUGGGGAGUUGAGGGGACGGCAGGAAAAGGAGGGGAUUAGGGUUGGGUAUAAGAGUCAGGCGGGGAUGGUUCUGCCUGGUGGUGGGGAGCGGCGACGGGAGGGUUGGGGUGAGGUGGUGCAGUAG
Podospora bellae-mahoneyi is the source of this 627-nucleotide messenger RNA. RefSeq lists its product as uncharacterized. The record is from RefSeq and is a predicted model, not a curated record. The transcript is spliced from 3 exons. NCBI's taxonomy places the organism in Eukaryota, Fungi, Ascomycota, Sordariomycetes, Sordariales, Podosporaceae. The coding region runs from base 1 to 627 and encodes 208 amino acids.